AUGGCUAUGAAUCCCCUCAUCUACCCGCUCCUGGAGAAGAUUCACCCCUUCAAAGACUGUCCGCCCCUGGUGAUCUUCGCUCCCCACUUCAGUCUACCGUCAGGCAUCUCCACCCAACCCAAGGACUCAAAUCUCAAUUAUAAAUCCCCUCAUCUACCCGCUCCUGUAGAAGAUUCACCCAUUCAAAGACUGUCCGCCCCUGGUGAUCUUCGCUCCCCACUUCAGUCUACCGUCAGACAUCUCUACCCAACCCAAGGACUCAAAUCUCAAAAUCCCCUCAUCUACACGCUCCUGGAGAAGAUUCACCCAUUCAAAGACUGUCCGCCCCUGGUGAUCUUCGCUCCCCACUUCAGUCUACCGUCAGACAUCUCUACCCAACCCAAGGACUCAAAUCUCAAAUCACGUCGGGUGAAAAACGGAGGCGUAAAAACGUGCCGUAUUGUCACCAAGCUCGUUCUGACUGAGCCGAACUACAUGCUAUAUGCUACAUACAUGCAGAGCUACAUGCUACAUGCUUUAUACAUGCCGAGCUACAUGCUAUAUGCUUCAUACAUGCAGAGCUACAUGUUACAUGCAACAUACAUGCCGAACUACAUGCUAUAUGCUUCAUACAUACCGAGCUACAUGCUACAUGCCGAGCUAUAUGUUACAUGCUACAUACAUGCCGAGUUACAUGCUAUAUGCUUCAUAUAUUACGAGCUUCAUGCUAUAUGCUUCAUACAUGCAGAGCUUAAUGUUAUAUUUGCUUCAUAUAUGCAGAGCUACAUGCUACAUGCUUCAUACAUGCCGAGCUACAUGCUACAUGCUUCAUACAUGACGAGCUACAUGCUAUAUGCUUCAAACAUGACGAGUUACAUGCUACAUGCUACAUACAUGCAGAGCUACAUGUUACAUGCUACAUACAUGUCGAGUUAUGUACCACAUGCUUCAUACAUGCAGAGCUACAUGCUAUAUGCUUCAUACAUGCCGAGCUACAUGUUACAUGCUACAUACAUGCCAAACUACAGGCUACAUACAUUCCGAAUUACAUGCCGAGCUACAUGCUGCAUCCAUGCCGAGCUACAUGUUAUAUGCUUUAUACAUGUCGAGCUACAUGCUACAUGCCUAAUACACGGCGAUCAUCAGCUGAAUGUCAACACUUUACAAGCAAGUUUUUAUUUUAACAAAAGUGAUUUGUUAGAUUUGUAA
This is a messenger RNA of Macrosteles quadrilineatus (aster leafhopper), 1188 nucleotides long. Its product is annotated as adhesive plaque matrix protein-like. Lineage: Eukaryota; Metazoa; Arthropoda; Insecta; Hemiptera; Cicadellidae. The transcript has 6 exons. Bases 1 to 1188 code for a protein of 395 amino acids. The record is from RefSeq and is a predicted model, not a curated record.